Messenger RNA from Erigeron canadensis, 2217 nucleotides. RefSeq lists its product as uncharacterized. Gene Ontology annotation, molecular function: DNA binding; DNA clamp loader activity. Gene Ontology annotation, biological process: DNA-templated DNA replication; DNA repair. The transcript is spliced from 10 exons. Gene Ontology annotation, cellular component: nucleus; DNA replication factor C complex. Lineage: Eukaryota; Viridiplantae; Streptophyta; Magnoliopsida; Asterales; Asteraceae. The coding region runs from base 1 to 2217 and encodes 738 amino acids. The record is from RefSeq and is a predicted model, not a curated record.
AUGGAGAGUCCAGUGCCAUAUAGUAGAGGGUUGCAGAAACAUUCAUUUUCGGUUAUGAAGCAGGGAAGGAGUGGUUAUGAACCGUCUGAUACUGAGACGGAAUUACAAGAAACUCAUUGGAAUGAAAUGAAUAAAAAGAUGACAGAAAUGGCUGGUGAUGAAACUAGGAACUUAAAUUCGUCGAGACUUAUAAGGAGGCAUUCUUCAAAGUUUGAUCCUGAAGGGCUGCCACCACCAAGGAGACAUAGUAAAUCUCCGUUUAAGACACGUAGAGACGAUGGAAAUCCACGGUCACCGGCUCUAGGCCCACUUCCUCUUCCACCGGGGAGAAAUAUUAGCCCGUUUUCAAAGUCUGAGCGUAGAAGGCAUGUUUCGCCUUUUAAGCCUGUUAGAGGCGAUGAUGAUCAAGUGAUGAAUGGUGAAGAAGCUGCUGGCCCAUAUAAUAAGUCUAAACAUAGACAGUCAAAUAAUGGAAGUUUCCGUGAAGGUGAGAAACACAACCAUGGUAGAACAUUGUCGGCACCUAGGUUAAGACUUAGAGACAAAGAUCAAAGGAUAAAAAGAAGAGAGGAAAGAAGUAGGACGCCUCCUUUGCGCAGAAGUAUCACCCCACGGAAAGAGAAAGAAGGUAAACAUAAACAAGUUCCUUCUGUAGGUGAGAUCAAUGAAAUGGUUGCAAAUGCAAAAUUGGCCAAAAGUCCAGUUCGACGAGCUCCAGUUUUCGAUAGCACAGAUUCUCUUCCAGGAGGUGAUAUAUUCUUUUCUCGAGACUCUACAGCAGUGCCAGCCCAGAAGGUUAAGAACAAUGUAUUGGAAAAUCGUCUUAGCCCAAAGCCUAAGUUGUUCAUAGAAACCAAACCCGACCCACAUCAGCGUUACAAAUCAAAUACUAUUCCUAAUUAUAACCCUACUAAUAUUUCUCCUAGUAGUAUGUUAACACCUACAACUAUGGUCUCUAGUUCUGGUGUAAGUAGGCAAAGCAGCAAUCUAAGUGAUGCCAGUGGGAAGUCAACUGGGAAUUCUUGGAAAUUUGCUGCCAAUAGACGGAAAAACCAGGGAGAUGCGUGGUUUUCUUGCAUGGGAAAAGGAACUUGUCGAACCACCAAGAAGUCUCCGGAAAAAGAGAGAGCUUUUGAUGAAGCUUCAUUUAUUGAGAAAGCGUUUGUGGUUGAGACCCUUCGACAGUUCUGGGCUGAUAAGCACCAACCUUCUUCAUUGGAUGGUUUCACUUGCCAUAAACAAGGAGCCUUGCAGCUUAAACAACUGGCAUCCCAGGAAAUAUUCCCACAUAUUCUUUUAAAAGGGCCUCAAGGGUCAGGGAGGAAAGCAUUGACGAUGGCCCUACUACGUGAGAUAUAUGGAGAUGCUGCCCAUAAUGAAACCAGACUGACUCAAGUAGCUGUUCCUAUAACCUCGAGUUGUCACCAUGUAGAGCUUAAUGUGCAUCUUGAAACUAAUGCUAGAUAUGCUCUUAUGGCUUCAGUUAAGCAAAUAAGUAGUGAUCAUGCAGUUACUCCUGAGAUCAGUACAGUUAAUUUGAAGCCAGAUUAUACAGUCAUGGUCCUUUAUGAUGUUGACAAAGCUGAUGAAAGCAUUCAGCACUUGAUAAAGUGGAUUAUGGAUUGCUACUCAGAUGUUUGUAAACUCGUUCUCUGCUGUGAGGAUGAUGUCGACAUUCUUGAACCAGUGAAAAGCCGGUGCCAUGUUAUCAAGCUUGAAGCUCCUGUAACUCAUGAAAUCAUGGAAGUUCUUAUUCAGAUAGCAAGGAAAGAGAGCUUCGAUUUACCCAUGAAAUUUGCUUCAAAGAUUGCAACUAAAUCAAAACAGAACUUGAGAAAAGCAAUCAUGGCUCUUGAAGCCUGCAAGUCUCACAACUAUCCAUUUGUCGAAGAUCAACCAAUUGCAAUAGGAUGGGAAGAUGUCCUUAUUGAGCUUUCUGCAGAGAUCUUAGCAGACCCAUCACAUAAGAGACUAUUUCUCAUACGUGGAAAGCUGCAAAAACUUCUUGUUGAAUUUGUGCACCCAAAACUGAUUCUUCUGAAACUCAUUGAACAAUUCCUCAAGGGUGUUGAAUCCAAUGUAAAGAGGGAGCUAUAUUAUUGGCAUGGUUAUUAUGAUAAGAGACUCCCACUUGGAACAAGCGCCUUACUAAAGUUAGAAGAGUUUGUUGCCAAAUUUAUGAGUAUACAUAGGAAGAAUUUAGUUAAUCGUCAGUGA